Molecule: messenger RNA, 2346 nt
Organism: Peronospora farinosa
Lineage: Eukaryota; Oomycota; Peronosporomycetes; Peronosporales; Peronosporaceae
Source: the annotation of a GenBank genome assembly
AUGGGGAUUCAUAGUAAUUUACCACAAUAUACGGAGCGAACGGAACACGUCGAUAUGUUACGUGCAACGCAGGAGGAGCUUGCGUUAAAGAUCAAGGAACUUCAGAUCUACGAGAUCAAUUACACGACACUCAAGAAGGAUUUAACGCGUUGGAAACAGAAAUUUGAAUACGUUUUUCAUGAAAAUGAACUUUUGGCGUUAGAAACGGGGAAAUUGGACGCGUCGCAUAAACAAAUUGCGUUUCUACAGCAAGAAAUGAAAUUUAAAGACCAAGAAAGUACAGCGUUACGUGGUCUUGUAAGUGCUUUAGAAGCAGCAACGAAAAAAGAACGGGACAUGCAAUUGGAAGCCAUGAAAAUUCGAGAGACGGAAUUGGAAGUUGUUGCGGCGCUGGCAGCGGAAACAAGAAGCUCGGACCAUGUCGACGAGUUGUUGCAAUCUCAGUACAAAGCACGACAGGACGAGAAGGAACGCUUGGAGGGGGAAAUUGUCGCGCUGAAGACGGAAAAUACGUGCCUGUUGAACGAAGUGGAUCGGAAAGAAGAAGAGAUACAACGACAGGACGAACAGAUUCAGGUGCAUAAAACACACAUUGAUGGACUGCAGCAAGCACUGAAAGAAGAACAAGAAGCAGGAAUGACGCGAUUGAAAGAAAAACAGGAUAAAAUCCGAGAAUUGGAGAAACUCGUGCAACAAAUGAAAUUGAGACGACGUUCCAGUGUGGCAGCAGCUUUAGCAGUGGCUGAAGAGGAAGGAAGAGAUACGAUUAGAUUUGGACCAGUGGAUCGAUUGAAAUCUAAUCAUGAAAAAGAUGAGAGUGAGGAGGAGGAGGAGGAGGAGGAACCGGAUACACCUCCAGGCACUCCACCACCCAUUUCAUCGGGUGGGUUAUUGCCAUUGGAAGACCCAACAGCUGAUCAGACGAUUCGAGAUUGGACGGAAGAUAGAAAAAUUUCAUCCGCACGAAGUUUUGAAGAAGCUUUGGAUCUUGAUCGAUUGGAAGAAUUGAUUCGGAAAUUACCCUAUGAAUCUCAAGAAGGUGCAAGUCGUGUACUUAUGGGUGCAUUGGACCCGGACACAAUGGAUGAACCUGUGAUUGAGUCGCAGAUUGUGCUCCGAAACUUGUCAGCGGAACGGCAGGCUGAGUUGCAAGAAUUUUUGUUGCCAUUAUUGAAGUCGCACCCGGCACUGAGGGUUUCGUACUCGACGAUGGAACGUCGUACAUUGGUGACAGAUGUGCGUAUUCAGAUCGAGCGUCGCCGUAAUUCUGUCCUGGGUGGAAUUAUGCCUGGCGAGAAACGGUUCGGCAAGGAUCAUUUGUUUUUGGGUCCGUCGAUCGAAGAUGUGGGGAAGCUUGUGCCCCACAUGCCUCGUGUAGUUAGCACGAGCAGCAAGGCAAGCUAUGUGUCCAAGCCCAAAGUCGCUGAGACUUUGGCUAGUAUUGGCGAUUCUUUGUCUCAAGAGAGAGUAAGUGAACAUAUAGAGGACAUGGACACAUGUUCCGAGUCGGCGGAGCCACCACCAUCUGAUGCUAUGACGUCAAAACGCAAGUGGGGUGGACUGAAAGCUGCCAAGUUCAUUGGCACGAUGGCAGCUGGCGCCAAGCAGCGCGUGGCAGCUACCUUUAAGAAUUCCAAGUUUGCACACGAGGGCACGUCGUGUCAGUUCUGCAAGAUGACGCCUAUUGUGGGUGAGCGUUAUUCGUGUGCCACGUGCGUGGGUUUCGAUCUCUGCGAGAACUGCUACUCCCUAGGUGGUCAUGGUAUGGAAAACUCAGACGAGUUGUUCUAUCGCGUGCAAGAGCUAGUGCUUGCGCGUUGCCCUCGCCUAGCCGAGGAAGUGGAUCUGCUUGAGCUCAUGCGCUUUGAUAUCUGCCGCUCCAACUUGCGCAAAUUCAGCUUUUGCCUCAACUGGCUGGCUGACAUUGUCAAUGGAAAAUCAUCAAAGGACUUGCAGGCGCGUGCUUUGGAAAUACCUCGUAUUCGGCGCGAUGUCCGCAAGGUGUUUGUGCCUCUCCUUAUGCGCGUAUGCAGUGACCGAGAAGAUAUUGAGGUCAAGACAGAGUGGGAGCUAGAGGAUGACAACCAGGCUCCAGUUCGCAGCGUGAACGGUGGAGUUAGUGAAGGAGAUGGCCGUUUCCUGGAGGCACUACGAAUCUGGGUCGCAGAUCAGUAUCGAACUACAUCACCAUUCGUGGAACGCAGUCUGCUUAAGUAUCAUGAAGACGAUGAAGACAGUGAAGAAAACGAGGAUGGAAGUGACAACGGCGACGGUGGACAGUCGGAUGAGAUUGAAAGCCAAAACUACAGUCGUGAUGGCGACGCGAGCAGCUCUGCAGAGGAGUAA